Molecule: messenger RNA, 1329 nt
Organism: Strongyloides ratti
Lineage: Eukaryota; Metazoa; Nematoda; Chromadorea; Rhabditida; Strongyloididae
Product: Heat shock 70 kDa protein 13
Exons: 4
Coding region: 1-1329 (442 amino acids)
Biological process (GO): protein refolding; vesicle-mediated transport; cellular response to unfolded protein
Cellular component (GO): cytoplasm; nucleus; cytosol
Molecular function (GO): misfolded protein binding; ATP hydrolysis activity; ATP-dependent protein folding chaperone
Source: RefSeq, a predicted model, not a curated record
AUGAGUGGUGGUUCAUCUACAUAUAUCGUUAUUGGAAUAGCUUCCUUAGUUUUACUAGGAUAUUGGUAUCAAAAAGUUGGAUUAAAACCUCCAAAACCAAGAAUUGUUGGAGUUGAUCUUGGAACAACAUAUUCAUCAAUUGGUGUUUAUCAUGCUGUUUCUGGUAAUACUACAAUUUUAUCUGAUAAAUUUGGGUCUAAAGUUAUACCAUCAGUUAUCUCUUUUUUUGAUAAUGGUACAGUUAUUGUGGGAAAAGAUGCUGUAAAAUUAGCUGAUAUAUAUCCAAAACGGACAAUAUAUGAUGCAAAAAGAUUUAUGGGUAAAAUUUUUGAUAAAAAUGAUCCUGAAUUUAAAAAAGAUUUAAAACGUUAUCCAUUUGAUAUACAACUUGAUGAUGAGGGAAAAGCUUAUUUUAAAGUUGUUUUAAAAGAUAAUGUUAAAAUUCUUUAUCCAGAAGAUGUUGGAUCAUAUAUUAUAAAAUAUUUAAAGGAUUUUGCAGAAAAUAAUUUAAGUAUUAAUAUUCAUAUGUGUGUCAUUUCUGUUCCAGCUGAAUUUGAUGAGUAUCAAAGAAAUGCAACUAUAAAAGCAGCAAAUCUUUCAAGUUUAGAAGUAAGAAGAAUUGUCACUGAACCAACAGCAGCAUCAUUAGCUUAUGGUUUAAAUAAAAAAAAAGGUGUUGAGUAUAUUGUUGUAUUUGAUCUUGGAGGUGGAACAUUAGAUGUUUCAAUAAUAUGGAUGCAAGGUAGUGUUUUUGUAACAAUGGCAAUGGCAGGAAAUAAUAGACUUGGUGGACAAGAUUUUAAUGAUAAUAUUCAAAAAUUUAUUAUGGAAGAAAUUAAGAAACAAAAUAAUGGAGUUGGUCUAACUGAUAAAGAAGAUAUUCAACAUUUACGUUUAGCUAUUGAACAAGCAAAAAUUUCAUUAACUGAUAAUUUACACACUGAAUUAAAUAUUGAAUUUAAAAAAGCAAAACCAUUUAAAUAUCAAUUAACUAGAAAAAAAUUUGAAGAAUUAAAUAAAAUAUUAUUUGAUAGUACAAUAGAACCUAUAAAAGCUGCUUUAGAAGAUGCUGAUUUAAGAGCAGAAGAUAUUGAUGAAAUUGUUUUAGUAGGAGGAUCAACACGUAUUCCAAAAAUAAGACAAAUUGUUCAUAAUUAUUUUAAUAAAAAGCCAAACUUUGGAAUUGAUCCAGAUUUAGCGGUUGUGACGGGUGCUUCUAUUCAAGCUGGAGUAAUUGGAGGUGGAUGGCCUUUACAAGUUACGGCUAUUGAAAUGCCACCUAUUGCUCGUAAAAGACACGUAUAUAUAAAAACAAAUGAAGAAUUAUAA